GUGUUCUUCACAUGAGAGCAGACACAAAGACAGACAGACAUACCGACAGAUGACAGCUUAGACAAGAUACAUACUCUCCCCUGCUGAACCUCUACAAUGAACCAGACGUAUGCUGUGAUCAACAAACCGAAACAGCCCCACCCUCCUACUGGCCCCGCCCACACCCCCCCUGUGGUUCGGCCUUCCAACCGAAAGGAAAGCGCCACCACUUCUCGUCUCUAUGACAACAAUUGUAUGGUUGCUACGGGUCAUGAGCUGUACAGCGAGGUCAAACCCCGGGCUAAACCAAUCGGCUUGGCCCCCCCUGCCAAACCAGUCUACAGCCCAGCAGCAUUAGCCAAUCAGGCGCUGGGGGAGGGGUCAUCUGACACCAACAAAGCCUGUGAGCAGGUAGCAGGAUUUAACUGCCGGGUGAAGAAGCCCAGAGGCCCGAGAGAGCCGCCCGCAGACUGGAGCCGGCUGGAGAGAUGAAACACCUGGACUGCAUCGUAUCGGAUCGGAUUUUAGUAAAAACACUUCUACCUGAGAAAAGCAAAAGCCUUUACCUGGCUUCACUUAACAAUAUUAUUCAUCUCUUCUAUUGUUAAAACCUUACUACUCUUGCCAUGAUUUGCGAUUUGCCACCGAUGACUGACCCUUGAACCCUGAGCUCAACGUUUAUGACUGCUGACAUUUGAUAGGAAAACGGCCGGUUAGUGAUCAACAUUGCAUCACUUUAUUCCACUGUAACUCGCUGUUCAGAACCGAUCCCGGAUCAGCCUAAUGACGGUGUAUUGUUAUCACCAGCAGGGGGUAGCAGCGGCCUGAGCAGGAAUCAGACUAAGCCGAGCUAGAGAUUUUAAGAAUUGAUAAGAAAACAUAUUCUGUGCUAUUUUUAUUUUGUGUAUUAUUAUGUUAUGUCUUAUUUAGAUUGUGCGCUUUGGUAACUGUGACUGUACGUCUGCAAUGUCAAUAAAGCUCUUGAAUCUUGAGAGAGCGAGUGAAUG
Molecule: messenger RNA, 986 nt
Organism: Gadus chalcogrammus (walleye pollock)
Lineage: Eukaryota; Metazoa; Chordata; Actinopteri; Gadiformes; Gadidae
Gene: ptpn18
Product: protein tyrosine phosphatase non-receptor type 18
Exons: 4
Coding region: 97-471 (124 amino acids)
Source: RefSeq, a predicted model, not a curated record